AUGUCGAGGAGCUCAUACGAUAGAUAUCUCACAGUCUUCUCGCCCGAUGGACGUCUGUACCAGGUCGAGUACGCCUUCAAGGCCAUCUCUUCGGCUGGUCAGACUAGUGUAGCGAUCAGGGGAAAGGACUGUGCCGUCGUAGCAACGCAAAGGAAGAUUCCAGACAAGCUGGUGGAACCAUCAACUGUGACGCACAUCUUCAAGCUGACACAGGAGAUUGGAUGCAUCAUGACUGGAAGGAUCGCCGAUGCCCGGUCUCAGGUACAACGUGCGCGGGCAGAGGCUGCUGAAUUUAAGUACAAGUAUGGAUAUGCCAUCACACCUGACCUCCUCGCCAAGAGAAUUGCCAACAUCAAUCAGGUCUACACUCAGCGAGCUGCCAUGAGGCCCCUAGGUAUCUCCAUGAUUCUCGUCGGUAUUGACUCGGAUCCAGAGCGAGGUCCUCAGGUGUACAAGAUCGACCCUGCAGGGUACUACGUCGGAUUCAGGGCCACUGCUGCCGGCCAGAAGCAGACGGAAGCCAUCAACUACCUGGAAAAGCAUUUCAAGAAGUCGUCUUCGGCAUCAACUGCAGCUGCAGCAGAGUCCGAGACUGGCACCAGCGGCAGUGGGCUCGUCGACGCUUCGCCCGACGCGGCUACAGCAGAGGCAGAGGCCGUCUCGCGCAAAAUGACCAAGGACGAGGCCCUGCAAUUAGCCAUUCAGACCCUUUCGACAAUCUUGGCGCAGGACCUCAAGGCGACAGAGGUGGAAGUGGGGAUCAUUGGUGGACCAAAGGGAGCAGAUGGGGAUGACAAGAGUGAUGAGGCUCAGCAGGAGAGGAGGUUCAGGACUCUGAGCGAGGAGGAAAUCUCCAAUGUCCUGGACGCAAUCGCUGAAAAGGACUGA
Microstroma glucosiphilum is the source of this 888-nucleotide messenger RNA. RefSeq names its product N-terminal nucleophile aminohydrolase. Gene Ontology annotation, biological process: ubiquitin-dependent protein catabolic process. The record is from RefSeq and is a predicted model, not a curated record. Lineage: Eukaryota; Fungi; Basidiomycota; Exobasidiomycetes; Microstromatales; Microstromataceae. Bases 1 to 888 code for a protein of 295 amino acids. The transcript has 5 exons. Gene Ontology annotation, cellular component: cytosol; proteasome core complex; nucleus.